Molecule: messenger RNA, 2410 nt
Organism: Boleophthalmus pectinirostris (great blue-spotted mudskipper)
Lineage: Eukaryota; Metazoa; Chordata; Actinopteri; Gobiiformes; Gobiidae
Product: interferon regulatory factor 2-like
Exons: 8
Coding region: 751-1791 (346 amino acids)
Biological process (GO): regulation of transcription by RNA polymerase II; immune system process
Cellular component (GO): nucleus
Molecular function (GO): DNA-binding transcription factor activity, RNA polymerase II-specific; RNA polymerase II cis-regulatory region sequence-specific DNA binding
Source: RefSeq, a predicted model, not a curated record
CAUAUUUCUAAGUGAUUAUGUAUUUGAGAAGGUUUACAGCACUGUAUAACCACUGCACAAACACUUAAAGUAUAUCGUGGUAAAUAACGUGCAAUUUGUGGGUAGACCUAAUCGAAGCAUAAACUCGACAUUGCGACUCUUGAUCCAGACCAAGUUAGCUCUCUGCCUUUGUUACUAUAGUGAUGUGACCACGCUGAAAACUGAUACAGGAAAUCCAGGGUUUAAUGACUCAAGUUUAGGCACCCUACAUGCUUUGUAGUAUACCCCGAUGGUUGGGAUUAGUUUAUCUUCUGAUUGUGGUGCAUGUUGAUGUUUGCUACAUUUUCUAUAAAUUAGGGUCGCCAUGUUUUAGCUGUUGUUUGAACGUGUGCAAUGCAUUCUGGGAUUAUGACGUGAAAUGGUUGCAGUCGAGUCGUGAGCGGGUGCAAUUUCCAGUCGAAAGGGAACAAAGGAAGCGAUGUGAGCCUGCACAUUUUUCCUCGUGAUGGGGCAUUGAGAAAAGUUUGGGAAAGUGCGUGUGGAAGAGAACGUCUGCCUAAAGACCCACGCCUGUGCUCCCGCCAUUUCACCGAGGACUCAUUUGAAGAUUCAUGUCGUCAACGGCUCCUCAAAGAGCUCACAGGCGCUUCAUAUAAAAGAAGGCUGAAAAGUGGAGCUGUGCCUACAAUAUUUCCACUCGUAGAGUCUGGAAACCUGGGAGAAACUAGUGAAAACUGCUCCAGUAACCGCAGAAAAGAGAGAAAAGGGGUCAUGUUGCUGGACACAUCAUCUGCAGCUACUGAUGGUGACAGUGACAGCACAACGGAGAAUAGUGACACAACAAUGGAGGAGACAGGCACAGUUCAACUUAGCAUGACAUCCUUAUAUGUAACGGACACCAUGCCAGUGGACCGAUUGCGGUUGAGGCCAUGGCUGGAAGAGCAGAUCAACUCUUGUGAAAUACCUGGACUUAAAUGGGUCAAUAAAGAGGAGCGAAUAUUCCAGAUCCCGUGGCUUCAUGGUUCUCACCAACACUGGGAUUUGGAGAAAGACACUCUCCUGUUCAUGAGAUGGGCCAUUCACACUGGUAAAUAUCAUCCCGGAGAGGAGCGUCCCAACCCAAGAGUGUGGAAGAGUAAUUUCCGCUGCGCUCUGAACAGUUUACCGGACAUCGUGGAGGUUAAGAACAAGACCAUAAAGAGGGGCUCCAACGCUUUUAGAGUUUACAAAAUGUUGUCCUUUGACCGGCGCUUAAAUAAAGCUAUGAGGAGGAAGAUCAAAAAGAUGAUGGCCAUAAAAGGAGUCAAAGUGGAUGAUGGUCCCAGCGUAGACUACACCAAACCAAAUUCCAAACUCAGAGAGGUGUCUUCAGAAGAGACUGACAGUGCUGAAGAAUUUCACAUUAAAGAUGAACCAGAGGAUGUCCCCAUCAGAGAGGAACCAGGGUUCAUCAAAUCAGAAGAAGAGGACUUGCCGUGCACUGUUGUCACAGUGAGAAUUGGGGAAAAUGGAGAGGUCCAAGAAACUGAUGAACCAGCCUUCAGCUUGGCUUUAGGUCCACAAAGACACCUCAAGAAAUCUGGGAAAAAUCUGAACUCUACGAAAACGGACUGUUCAGACCAUUUGAACAUUAACUCACCAGUGAACAAUUUGCCCAUCAAACCCAAAAAAUAUCGGUUAGUUGAAGGACCACACAGGUAUAUAUUAGCUAAUGGUACAUUGAAUCGGAUAAACACAGGUGAGGCAUCUCUCAGGUUUCAAGAUGAAGAAAUGUCAGGUGAAGGGUCAAGUUUGACGCCAUCGAAGUCCUGACGCCUUUAAUUACACACACGCACAAACGCACAAACACACGCACUACCACCACUUCCUCGCUUACCCCCUCCUAUGGAACUCAACAACCCCACCUACCUCUCGGGUUCCAGAAGUAAAGUUUGUUACUGCACACUUUUUUAUCUUUAUUUAUUUUUAAGUAUUAUUUUUUGAGGUGAGCUUGAUCACCAUAGUGAUUAUUUAGCAAUAUGUAACUUUAUUAAACUAAUUUAGUUUACAUUGUUUUGAACUAAAAAUAAACACCGGAGACAAUACUUACUACAUUUCUGUUUAACCAAACCCUUUCAAGAAGACUCCCACGCACUGUCUCACUCUGGGUUUUCUUUUUGAUUAAUAUAACGUUUUGGUCCCUUGUUUUGGAAAUGAAGUAUAGGGAGUGAUGUACCUAUCUGAUACUGGGAUAAGAUAUUGGUGAAGACUCUGAAAAAUUUGCUAGAUUGGUUAUAGGCUUCCAAAUAUCGAUUCAGCUGAUAUUUUGGUUUGCACAUAUAAACUGAUGUAAUAAGACAAUUACUGGUCGAAGUUGAUCCAGAAAGUUGGAUUUUUAUUUACACUAAGUUGUUCUGUAGUUACUUGAGGAAUAAAUAGAAGGUACAUAACA